UUUGUUUUAGUCCAAUAUCAUCCCAAACUGGUACGACUGAUAUUGUUCGUUUUCUUACCCUGACCCCCCACUGUUGCCGUCUGCUGUCAUUGCCCUGAGUGCACCUUGCACGUAUUCUGUGUAUUCUAGCUAACGACGACAGUCCAGGAGCAUUUUGUCGAGGUGUAUUAGAGGAUACAAGAACUAAUGACUGCCCGCGACACCGUAAACCAGUCCUUCGUCACCCUAUGGAACGCCUUCAAGGCAGCCGUGGGCCGCCUCGACAAAUCUCUGUCGCCCAAGGACACCUUCGCUCGCCUUCAAAAACACGAAUUCACGUUCUCGGACAGCAUCUACAUCUUCCAUGCUAUCCUGGCCGCCUUUUGGUUAUCAUUCAUUCCUAGCCUCAUUCUCAAGUUUCUCAUACCCAUCGCCUUUGCUAUCAUGCUCUUGAUACCACUCACCUGCCAAUUUUUCCUUCCCGCCAUACCGGUCUUCACCUGGAUCCUUACCUUCUUUGCGUCAACGUUUAUUCCAAACGAGUGGAGGCCCAACAUUUCUGUUGUCCUUCUUCCCACUCUCGAGUCGGUUCUGUUCGGUGCGAAUAUUUCCGACAUCCUGACACGGUUUACUCAUCCUGUGCUUGACAUCAUCGCAUGGAUGCCGUACGGCGUCGGACACUUUUCCAUUCCCUUCUUCGUUGCGGCGUUCCUAUGGUUUUUUAGAGCCAAGGAGGCCCUCCACUUCUGGUCAAGCGCAUUCGGGUACAUGAUGCUCGUCGGGGUCAUUAUUCAGAUCAUCUUCCCUUGUGCCGCGCCGUGGUACGAACUGAUCUACGGCCUGACCCCGGCCAACUAUGGCAUGAAGGGAUCCCCAGGCGGGCUGAUCCGCAUAGACCACAUGUUCCAUGGUAGCGGGUAUACCAUAUCCUUCUCCAACGCGCCCGUCAUCUUUGGCGCCUUCCCCUCUCUACAUGCCGGUGGUGCAACGAUGGAGGCGUUGGUCGUGUCUCAUUUCUUCCCCCAAACCACCCGUUUCGCCUGGCUCUAUGCCGGCGUGCUGUAUUGGGCUACCAUGUAUCUGACACAUCACUAUCUCAUCGAUGUCGUCGUCGUCGGCGCCUGUCUCGCCACUGUCACCUUCUACCUGUUCCUCCCUGACAAUCUUAAAGGUCCGGGAGCAGUCGCUGGCCCAGGGGAACUUACAAGUUAUGGACAGAGGUCCAAGUACGAUAUAUAUGAUCUCGAGGCACCGCGUAGAACGGCAGCGGGAGAUGUCAUGGCAGACGCAGCAGCAGAUUUCGAUCUUAGCGAGAGCUCAGCACGCUUCAGACGAUGAGGAGAUGGACAUCACGUAUCGGUCGCCGCUUCCCGGGGCUACACCUACUAGUGCGGCUCCUUUUAUCAUAAAUAAGGGUGCUGGGGCGGCCGAGGUGGGCCGGAAGAAGGGCCAUCGGCAUACGGCUAGUAUUGCUACUCUCAUAAGAAGCAAUGAGAGAGGCGGGGAGGACGGUUGGAGUUCGAUAGGUGGCAAU
Desarmillaria tabescens is the source of this 1513-nucleotide messenger RNA. RefSeq lists its product as uncharacterized. Gene Ontology annotation, biological process: sphingolipid biosynthetic process; inositol phosphoceramide metabolic process. Lineage: Eukaryota; Fungi; Basidiomycota; Agaricomycetes; Agaricales; Physalacriaceae. Gene Ontology annotation, molecular function: inositol phosphoceramide synthase activity. The coding region runs from base 187 to 1317 and encodes 376 amino acids. The transcript is spliced from 2 exons. The record is from RefSeq and is a predicted model, not a curated record. Gene Ontology annotation, cellular component: inositol phosphoceramide synthase complex.